AAGCCAGAGUAAAUUUAACAGACAACAUCACAUCAUCGUUGUACACCAACAAGCCGUGACAAACAAAUUAACUUUGUAAAAAAAGUAAAUUAAAAAAUCCAAUAACAAAAUGUACAGUCAAAUUGCUAUUUUGUUGGUUGCAACAAUUGCAGUAAGUAUUGCAGCACCAUCUGGUAUUUAUGGUUAUGGAUCAAAUCUUGCUGGACCAGUUGUACCACCAUCAUCACUUGCUGGACCAGUUGUUGGACCACAAAGAAUAUCUGGUGCUGUUGAUGGAGGUGCUGUUGUAACUGGAUCAGUUGCUGGACCAUCAGUUGUAUCUGGAAGUGUUGUUGGUGGUACAGCUGUUGUUGAACAAGGCUAUGGAUAUGCACCAUCUGUUCUUGGUCUUGGUGUACCAGGUGUUCAUGGUCUUGGUGUAUCACCACUUGGUUGGGGAGCACCAGCUCUUGGACUUGGUCUUGGACACGGAGCUGUAAUUGCUGGACCACACGCUGCAAGUGCUGCACUUACUGGUGCUGUUUCAGUUCCUGCUGUUGUUGCUGGACCAUCUGGUAGCAUUGUUACUGGAUAUGGUGCCACUGGUGGUAUUGCACGUGGAUACUAUGGUGCUCACUAUUAAGAAAAUAAUUUAUGAAAACCAUCUAAAAUCGUCAAUUUUCAACGAACAAUUACUGAUCAUCAUUCUACAGACCACCAGCAUACCCAACAAAGUUUCAUGUUUUUUUUUAGCAAUGUUUUUUUUACCGCUAUAGUACCUCGAUGAUUUUGUUAAGUGUGUAAAUUACGAGCGUUAUCAUACAUCUAUGUAAACUUGCAUAAACUUAUAUUGAUAUGAAUAAAAAUUGCAUUAAAAAUUCAAACAA
Messenger RNA from Aphidius gifuensis, 866 nucleotides. RefSeq names its product dirigent protein 10-like. The record is from RefSeq and is a predicted model, not a curated record. NCBI's taxonomy places the organism in Eukaryota, Metazoa, Arthropoda, Insecta, Hymenoptera, Braconidae. The transcript is spliced from 2 exons. The coding region runs from base 110 to 622 and encodes 170 amino acids.